AAGCAAGCCACAACAGAGAAAAGCAAAAUUGAUCAAAAUAGUUGUAGUAUUUGUAUUAUUUUGUUGCAUUCAAAUAAUCCCAGUUCAGUUUUUUGUUUCCAUAAUAAAGGUCAUCGAAAAAAAGUAGGUUACUGAAAAUUAAAUUGUUUGCUAAUAUAUUCGAGACAAGAAGAAACUAAACAAUUCACACGUUUUCAACUAGCCUUGUGUUGAAUAGCAUUCAAAUACCUUAUUAAAAUGGCAUUACUACAUUAAUAUGGUGUUACUUUAUGGAUAAAGAAAAAAUUGAGACUUCAACAGUUGAAGAUAAUAAAAUGGAAGCUGAAGAAAGAAUAACGAGUGCAGAAUCUGAAUCUGAUUCAGAAUUAAAAGAUUCUGCAGAAGAACCAAAGGAACAACCCUGUAUCCUUAGUAAAGAAAAAAUUGAGAUUACAACAAUUGACGACGAUAAAAUGGAAGCUGAAGAAAGAAUAACAACAAGUGUAGAAUCCGGAUCCGAUUUAGAAAUAAAAGAUUUUGCUGAAGAACUGAAAGAAUAUCCUCAUGUACUUGAAUAUAUUGAUAAAUUACACUCGUACAUCAAAAAACAAAAUGAAGAAAUAAAAUUGUUGAAACAAAAUUCACAAGUUCAGGAAGAUGAAAGCGAUAGUUCAAGUAUAAAAUCAAUACCCAUCUCAGCAGAUCAGUCCGAUGAAAUAAUAUUUAUAGGUGAAAUAAAAACUAGUCAAGUUGACAGCACUAAGAGCUUCAUAGAUGAAAUUAAAGAAGCUGCGGAAAUGAGUGUACAACAAACAGGAUUUGUGUAUGAUGAAAAUUCAGGUUUAUAUUACGACCAUAAAACAGGUUAUUACUAUGAUCCCAAAUCUGGACUUUACUAUGAUGGUAAAACUGGAAUUUAUUUUUAUUAUGAUAAUGAAAAAAAAGAGUUCAAGUUUCACAGUCAAAUAGACAUAAGUAAAAAUAAACCUGAUAAAAAAUCGUCAAAAAAGAAGAAUGAUGAAGUUGAUGCAAUUGAUCGUGAAGAUGGUGAGCUUACUGAUAGUGAUUUUGAAAUGGAAGUAUGCGAAGAAGAUACAACAGAUUUACAUUAUGAGGAUGUAGAAAUGGUAAGACACUCAUCAGAAAUUGACCCAUGCAUGAGGAUUAUUGUUACAGAAACAGAUAUACCAAAUUUAAAAAUUGGUUCAUUAUUUAUUGUAUCAUGUAAAGGCGGCUCUAUUGGGAGAGAAGGUGAUCACUCUGUUAUAAUUCCUGAUAUAAAUAUUAGCAAACAUCAUGCUGUGUUUCGAUAUGAUGAAUCUGAAAAGUUGUAUAAUAUUGUUGAUCUUGGUUCGAGAAAUGGGACGAGUCUUAAUGGUAAAAGAUUAUCAGCUGCUAAACAAGAAUCUGAACCUACACAAGUUAUACAUGGAUCGAUAUUGAAAUUAAGUAAAACCAAGUUAUUGUGUCAUAUUCAUAGUGGAUACGACACUUGUGAACAAUGUGAACCUGGACUUAUUCAAUCAGAAAAAGUCACCAAUUCAAUCAUUAAACCAUCAACUAAAACUCUACAUCAGUUGGAGUUAAGACGUUUGAAAAAUAAAUUUGGCAUAAAAGAUGAAGAGUCUGAAUUACCAUCUAAUUCUAAUUAUACAGACAGAGCUCAGAAAAGACGUGAUUGUGUUGGUUCUUCAAGUGAUAGUGUCAAAACUGAACAAAGUUCUGUAGAUAAAUCAAUACCUAAAGAUAAUAUAGGUUUUAAAUUAUUAUCUAAAAUGGGUUGGUCAGAUGGUGAAUCUCUUGGUAAAAACAAUGAUGGUCUAUUAGAACCUGUGCAAGUCAGUCAAAAUGUGGAAAGAGCUGGCUUAGGAGCUGUAAAUAUUCCCAAAAAAAGUACAGAGGUCACUAAAAAAGACAAGAGAAAACAAAAAAUUUUAGAAAAAACUAAAUUUCGCUAUGAACAAAUUCCUGAUCCUCCUCAGUCAAAGCCAGUAGCAUCACAAGAUACUGUCAAAACUGAGCAAAGUUCAUUAGAUGUAUCAAUAUCUAAAGAAAAUAAAGGUUUUAAGUUGUUAUCAAAAAUGGGUUGGUCAGAAGGUACAAGUUUAGGUAAAAAUAAUGAUGGUCUAUUAGAACCUGUACAACUAUGUAAGAACCUUGAAAGGACAGGCUUAGGAGCUGAUAAAACAACUGUAAAGAAAAAGAAAUUUAGUGAAAACAACAAACAUAGAAUUCAAAUUAAUUUUAAAACUGGAAAAUCUGAUUGUGAUUCUAAUGAAUAAUUUCCUUAUCUGUUAUACACAUUUAAUUUUGUAAAUAGUAUCAUGAAUAAGUUGAUUUUGUUUUAUUAAUCAUGCAAUGAAUUGUACAUUUCAGUAAUUAAAUGAAUUUAAUUUUAAUUUAAUUUUGUAAAUAGUAUCAUGUAUAAGUUGA
Messenger RNA from Trichogramma pretiosum, 2412 nucleotides. Its product is annotated as angiogenic factor with G patch and FHA domains 1-like. Bases 270 to 2261 code for a protein of 663 amino acids. Gene Ontology annotation, molecular function: nucleic acid binding; protein binding. The record is from RefSeq and is a predicted model, not a curated record. NCBI's taxonomy places the organism in Eukaryota, Metazoa, Arthropoda, Insecta, Hymenoptera, Trichogrammatidae. The transcript has 2 exons.